AUGUCCACUACUCUGGGCUCGUUUAUAGCAGGCGGUAUCGCAGCAUGCGGCGCCGUCACCGUUACUCAUAGCUUCGAGACCGUAAAGAUCCGGUUACAGUUACAGGGCGAACUGCAGGCAAGAAAAGAUGCGCCGAAGCUGUAUCGCGGCGUCUUGCACGGCGUUGCGACAAUCCUGAAGAACGAGGGUCCCAAAGGCUUGUUCCGCGGUCUCUCAUGCGCCUACAUCUACCAAAUGACCCUUAACGGUUGCCGUCUCGGUUUCUACGAACCCAUCCGCGGCACUCUGACCAAGCUCCUCUACCACGAUGCAAAUGUUCAGUCAUUUGGCCUCAACAUCUUCUCCGGCGCUACUUCCGGCAUCUUGGGCGCUGCCGCCGGUUCGCCUUUCUUCCUCGUCAAGACUCGUCUUCAGUCCUUCUCACCUUUUCUUCCGGUCGGAACCCAGCACCACUAUAAGAACGCGUGGGAUGGUAUGAGACAAAUCUACACGGGUGAGGGCGUGAAGGGCCUCUACCGCGGCGUGGGCCCUGCCAUGGUCCGCACCGGUUUCGGCAGUUCAGUCCAGCUUCCCACGUACUUUUUCGCGAAGAGGCGGCUUGUCAAGCAUUUGGGCAUGGAAGAAGGUCCGGCUUUGCAUUUGGCCAGCAGCACCGCGUCAGGAUUCGUCGUUUGCUGCGUUAUGCAUCCUCCCGACACGGUCAUGAGCCGCAUGUACAACCAGACCGGCAACCUGUACAACAGCGCAUUUGACUGCUUGUUCCGUACUGUCAAGACUGAGGGCUUCCUGGCAGUCUACAAGGGCUUCUUUGCUCACUUGGCAAGGAUAUUGCCCCAUACUAUCCUCACUCUCAGCUUAGCGGAACAGACCAACAAGCUCAUGCGGAAGGUUGAGAACCGCUACUUCCUUAAGACCGAGGAGAUUUAA
Messenger RNA from Diplodia corticola, 927 nucleotides. Its product is annotated as mitochondrial oxaloacetate transporter. The coding region runs from base 1 to 927 and encodes 308 amino acids. The record is from RefSeq and is a predicted model, not a curated record. Lineage: Eukaryota; Fungi; Ascomycota; Dothideomycetes; Botryosphaeriales; Botryosphaeriaceae. The transcript is spliced from 5 exons.